AUGAUCAAUGUGCUGGUUAUUGUAGAUAUGCGACAGCAGACGUUAGUUCACAAUCAAUGUCAGUUGACAUGCAGUGAGAAUGGAGAAGACUCAAGAGUACCAGGAGAGCAACAGCCCCCAGCAAGAGUACCAGGAGAGCAACAGCCCCCAGCAAGAGUACCAGGAGAGCAACAGCCGCCAGCAAGAGUACCAGGAGAGCAACAACAGCCCAGUACCAGGAGAGCAGCAGCCCUCCCAGUACCAGGAGAGCAACAGUACCAGGAGAGCAACAGCCCUCCCAAGCAACAGUACCAGUACCAGGAGAGCAACAGUACCAGUAGAGCAACAGUACCAGUACCAGGAGAGCAACAGCCCCCCAGUACCAGUACCAGGAGAACAACAGCCCCCAGUACCAGUACCAGGAGAGCAACAGCCCCCCAGUACCAGUACCUGGAGAGCAACAGCCCCCCAGUACCAGUACCUGGAGAGCAACAGCCCCCCAGUACCAGUACCAGGAGAGCAACAGCCCCCCAGUACCAGUACCAGGAGAGCAACAGCCCCCCAGUACCAGUACCAGGAGAGCAACAGCCCCCCAGUACCAGUACCAGGAGAGCAACAGCCCCCCAGUACCAGUACCAGGAGAGCAACAGCCCCCCAGUACCAGUACCAGGAGAGCAACAACAGCCCCCAGUACCAGUACCAGUACCAGGAGAGCAACAGCCCCCAGUACCAGUACCAGGAGAGCAACAACAGCCCCCCAGUACUAGUACCAGGAGAACAACAGCCCCCCAGUACCAGUACCAGGAGAGCAACAACAGCCCCCAGUACCAGUACCAGGAGAGCAACAACAGCCCCCCAGUACCAGUACCAGGAGAGCCACAGCCCCCCAGUACCAUACCAGUACCAGGAGAGCAACAGCCCCCAGUACCAGUACCAGGAGAGCAACAACCCACCAGUACCAGGAGAACAACAGCCCCCCAGUACCAGUACCAGGAGAGCAACAGCCCCCCAGUACCAGUACCAGGAGAACAACAGCCCCCCAGUACCUGGAGAGCAACAGCCCCCCAGUACCAGUACCAGGAGAACAACAGCCCUCCAGUACCAGUACCAGGAGAUACCAGUACCAGGAGAGCAACAGCCCCCCAGUACCAGUACCAGGAGAGCAACAACCCACCAGUACCAGGAGAGCAACAGCCCCCCAGUACCAGUACCAGGACAGCAACAGCCCCCCAGUACCAGUACCAGGAGAGCAACAACAGCCCCCGAGUACCAGUACCAGGAGAGCAACAACAGCCCCCCAGUACCAGUACCAGGAGAGCAACAACAGCCCCCGAGUACCAGUACCAGGAGAGCAACAACAGCCCCCCCCAGUACCAGUACCAGGACAGCCGCCAGUCCACACAGCUGGGCCCCUCUCUCACCCACUUUACCUCCGCCAUUUUUCUUGGCCGCCGCCUCAGAGCGGCCGAGGUGAGGCCUGUGGGGCCCAGGCUGGCCCCGGCUGCCAUCCCCGCAGCCGAGGAAGCCACGCCACAAGCCGCCCAGCUGACAAGGACAACAAAACUUGGACAGAUAAUAAAAGAGAAUCGAUUAUUUGACCUUCAUUUGUUCACCACUGACGAAACACAAGACUAA
Procambarus clarkii (red swamp crayfish) is the source of this 1614-nucleotide messenger RNA. Lineage: Eukaryota; Metazoa; Arthropoda; Malacostraca; Decapoda; Cambaridae. The record is from RefSeq and is a predicted model, not a curated record.